Messenger RNA from Pecten maximus, 2913 nucleotides. RefSeq names its product disintegrin and metalloproteinase domain-containing protein 10-like. The coding region runs from base 63 to 2660 and encodes 865 amino acids. Gene Ontology annotation, molecular function: metalloendopeptidase activity. Gene Ontology annotation, biological process: membrane protein ectodomain proteolysis; Notch signaling pathway. NCBI's taxonomy places the organism in Eukaryota, Metazoa, Mollusca, Bivalvia, Pectinida, Pectinidae. Gene Ontology annotation, cellular component: plasma membrane. The record is from RefSeq and is a predicted model, not a curated record. The transcript has 18 exons.
UAUUGAUCAAGACAUACCCUAGGGUAGCACUGUACGAUUGUUAACCAGGAUCAUAAGGCGUUAUGGAUAUUAAUUAUUAUUUUGUUUACGUGUUAAUUGGUCUUUCGAAUAUAUUUACAGCCGUCCAAACCAAGCGUCUAGAUGAUUAUAUCACCCACUACGAAGGGCUUCAUUAUGACACUGACACAUUACACCAGCGCCACCUACGUUACAGGCGAUCAAACACACAACGCCAUUUAGUAUUCAAAUUCAAAGCUUUCAACAGAGACUUCGAUUUAGAGUUGGUUCCAGACGAUUCCAUAUUUACGCCUGAUUUUUCACAACAGUAUAACAAUGGGUCAACGUACCCGGCAGAUAUAUCAUUUAUAUACAGAGGAAAGGUCAAAGGUGACCCUGCCUCGUACGUACACGGCAGUGUAUUGGAAGGGGUGUUCCGAGGGUUCAUCGUCACCAAUCGAGAUACUAUUUACCACCUCGAACAUGUCCGGAGAUUUUUCCCAGCUGGACAUUCCGUACCUUACCAUUCCGUCAUAUAUAAAAGUGACCAUGUUAACCUUGACCCCUACCGACACCGUCGUGCCGCUGGCGAAGGAGCUUGUGGUCUGGAAAAACAUCGGCAAUGGAUGGAGCAGAAAUCAACCCCAGAGGACAGCAACCAAAAGUCCAGUAAGUACAGUGAAUAUGCUAACAAUGACCGGAGUGACUCCCAGGGAGCCACACACCACGAUGGAGAAGAUGGUAUAACCCCUGGCCACACCUGGGAGGGGUCACAAAACUUUUUACAGAAUGGACAAGGCCAUAGGGCUAGACGAAAUGCUCCCUCAUCCAAGUCGACCAAUCGUCUAGGGGCACGAAACACGUGCUACAUGUACCUGAGGUCAGAUCCAAUCAUGUGGCGAUACAUAAAAAAGCAGGGCAUGGAUGAUAGCGUGGCAAAGAAUGAGAUACUGGCGAUGUUCGCGAAUCACGUGGCUGCAAUUAACGAAAUUUAUAAACCCACCAACUUUACGACGUAUCCCUAUCAACCGACCGACUACUACUAUAUUGGAGUCCAGUUCAGGGUUCAAAGAACAUCGGUGAUGACGGACCAAACCGAGAACUGUAACACUACGAAAGCCAGCCAAUUCUGUAACCCGGACAUUGACGUCAGUAAUUUCCUCGAUCUUACUUCACGAGAAAAUCAUGACCAAUUCUGUCUGGCCUUCACGUUCACAGCACGAGACUUUUCCGGAGGAACUUUGGGACUGGCUUGGGUAGCAUCCCCUGAGAACUCAGCAGGAGGCAUAUGUGAGAAGUACAAAUCAUUUCCGGAAGAUGAUGGCCAGGUCGUGAGUAAAAGUCUAAACACUGGUAUUGUGACGAUCAUCAACUACGGGAAACGUGUAGCCCCAACUGUGUCCCAUCUCACCUUCGCCCACGAGGUGGGACACAACUUUGGAUCUCCUCACGAUACCGGUAUAUGUGCGCCUUACAAUACACACUAUCCCGGGGCCUCGGCGGGAAACUAUAUAAUGUAUGCCAGUGCUACCCACGGGGAUCUCCCACAUAACCACGAGUUCUCAGUGUGUAGUAAGGACAAUAUGACGCGCGUGCUACAUUCUCUACUAGAGGGGAGGUUCAAGAAGAACUGUCUACAGAACCAGGAGGGGUCUUUCUGUGGUAACGGUAUCCGUGAGGAGGGAGAGGAAUGUGACUGUGGUUAUGUGGAUGACUGUGAUGAGAAGUGCUGUAACCCACGUCACGAAAAGAAGAGAGAUUCAGAUUGUAAACUCAAGCCAUCAUAUCAAUGCAGUCCGUCACAAGGUCCUUGUUGUACGUCCGAGUGUGAAUUCAUCACUGCGUCCAUUAACAAAACGUGCCGGGCAGCGACGGACUGCAUCUAUAGUUCUAGAUGUCCCGGCGACUCGGCAGAAUGUCCGUCACCCAGGGACAAACCGGACAUAGAAACACUGUGUAACGAUAAACUAUCAGUCUGUCAGAAAGGGGAGUGUACCGGAUCGCUGUGUAAAAAGGUCGGCUAUACAAAUCACGGUCAUGAAUCCUCAUGGGUAGAAUGUGAGAGCAGUUCCCCGCAGUGUUUCCUGUCUUGUCGAUAUAAUGGAACUAAUAAUACAACAGAUACUUGCAUCAGCUCCAGCUCAAUACCCCAAGGUUCUAAAUAUGACGAUUACAGAAAUUUAGUGAACUCCAUCAAAGGUCCAGAUUCAAAAGUACCUCUCCCAGCAGGGUCUCCAUGUGACGAUUUCAAGGGCUACUGUGACGUGUUCAGUCGGUGUCGGACCGUCAAUAACAAUGGACCGUUGGCAAGGUUACAGAAUCUCAUAUUUGGUAACGAGACUUGGACAAUGAUUCGGGAAUGGAUAGUCGAAAAUUGGUGGAUUGUCAUGCUGAUAGCCAUGGCGCUUGUUAUUUUUAUGCUUAUCUUCAUCAAAGUCUGUGGUGUCAACACCCCCAGCUUUGACCCCAAACUUAAACCUGUUUCCAAGGUAACGCCGACGUCACCGCAACCAAAAGGCAGAGACUCGAAUCAGAAACAGGCGCGGAGACCUCGUGACCAAUAUUUGGAUGCAUAUGAUCGAUCACCAAGGCAACCAAGAGCAUCACAUGACCAGAAUCACCCCAGAGAAUUCUAUCACAUGGGAAAUCGACAACGAUAUUAAUCUGCUGGAGUGACCGUCCAUGCUGCCAUCCCAGACGGCAAGGAUACUGAUCAGUUCGGCUGACCAUUUACAUCAUUUGUGCAUAUUCAGUGAUUAUUCUUAAUCAACCAAAAUAGUCCUCAUCGUGCUAGACGAAAGUUAUCAACAUGAAUAUUCAGGGGAGAUAACUCUUAUUUUAGAGAAUUCAAGCACAGAUAAUAGAAACUAGCCAACAAAUAAGGCAAGAUGGGUUGAUAUUUAAACGAGAACUCGC